Molecule: messenger RNA, 765 nt
Organism: Funneliformis mosseae
Lineage: Eukaryota; Fungi; Glomeromycota; Glomeromycetes; Glomerales; Glomeraceae
Source: the annotation of a GenBank genome assembly
AUGUCUUAUCAAACCUUUCACCCAACUACAGGAAGUGUCCAAACUUUUGACGAAAACAUUACAGAUGACGAGAGCAGCCCAUUAUAUCCUUUUGGAAAACCAGUAUUCUUAUCUAGUUUAUCUGUUCAAAUGGCAUUCGUUCGUAAGGUUUGGGUAAUUUUUACUAGUGAACUUGUCGCAGUUACCUUUACAACAGCCUUACUUAUCUAUAUGUAUGAUUGGAGACAUUUCCUUCAAAGACACAUAUGGACUUGGUGGGCUUCAAUUGGCAUAACAUUUAUUUUAUUGAUUGCUUUAACAUAUAAAUCCAACGAUGAUUUCCAACCACCAUGGUAUUUGAUCAUGAUAUAUACUUGUUUUAACGCUUAUGUUGUCGGUUUUCUUGUUUCUAUUCUUCGAUUGACUUUCGUACUCGAUACUUUAAUUUUGAUGCUGGUGGCGAGCUUUUCGGUGCUUGCAUUUACGUAUCAAACAUCUUAUAAGUUUAGAGCGAAAGAACCCAUAAUUAUUACCUCGGUGAUGAUUCUUAUAGCUUCCUUUAUACUUCAUCCUUGGUUCUUCAGUUUUGCUGAUUUGAUUCCGGCAUUCUCCUUUGCAUGGAUCUUAAGUUUAUAUUUCAUUUUGGAUACGUGGUAUUUGAUGAAACAAAUGAGCAAAGACGAAUAUUUGGGUGCGAGCAUGCAAUUGUAUUUGGACUUGGUUAUUCCGUUUAGAAUUAUUCAUCAUAUGUGUGAGCUUACAGCGGAAUAUGGGGAGGAAGAUUGA